AUGCUCCUCUUUGCCUUCCUCCUCUUCAUGGGAUGGCCACUGGGCUUCGUUGAGCCCUGGACCUAUAACGUACAGUGCUAUGAGUGUUUGGUGAAAAACACAUUCGAUUGUCCACAUCUUAGAAUAUGCCCUUAUCAUAUUAGGCGCUGUUUUACUGUCUCCAUGCGUUUGAGUCCUCGGGAAAUACUCGUUUACAAGAACUGUACAUUUAACUGCACAUUUAUGUAUAGAUCCGAAGAGCCUCCGGAAGCCCCCAGAAGAAAGUCAAGUCAUAGAAGUAACAGUUUCUAUUUUGUUAGUUGUUGUGGUGCGAACAUGUGCAAUUUAGCAGGACCUAGUAAUCUGGAGAGGGACUUCACAGGAGAUUUAACACUUGAAGAGGAUAUAGAAGAUAAUGCACAAUUGGUGCAAUCAGCUUUGUUCCUGAGCAUCGUCUCCAUUCUAGUCAGGAACACGCUGACCUGA
Molecule: messenger RNA, 465 nt
Organism: Dama dama (fallow deer)
Lineage: Eukaryota; Metazoa; Chordata; Mammalia; Artiodactyla; Cervidae
Product: glycosyl-phosphatidylinositol-anchored molecule-like protein
Exons: 3
Coding region: 1-465 (154 amino acids)
Source: RefSeq, a predicted model, not a curated record